Chara braunii is the source of this 3526-nucleotide messenger RNA. The record is from the annotation of a GenBank genome assembly. NCBI's taxonomy places the organism in Eukaryota, Viridiplantae, Streptophyta, Charophyceae, Charales, Characeae.
CUUUAGAAGAUGCAAAAAGGCGUAUGUUCCGUCCUUGAUCCUUCCUCUUCUUUUGCAGCGGACAGCAGCUGUGUGCUUUUUCAAAAAGAGUGAAAUCCUGAACGUCAUUUGUGUACGUGCAGAUCACCACCUGACAGCAGCUGUGUGCUUUUUCAAAAAGCCGCCGUCACAGACAUCUGACAGCAAGGGCUCUUCUUCUUUCCGCAUCCUCAGCCUCACACUGUGGUAUGUAUUACUGGCCUGCGACAAGAGUUUGCAGAAGGUUUCUGAUAUUUUUUUUGUUUUCUAAAAGGGUACAAGCGUUUUUCUGUCGAGCUUCCUUCUCGCAAUCUGUACCACCUUUCCUGCGCUGGUUCGUCUGCAAGUAUGAUAAGAUUCAUAACGAUGACCCAGAAAAAACGACAACUCUGGGUCCGUGCAUGUUUAUUUCAGGAAAGGCGGCUGUAACGGAUAUGGAGGCGAGCGACCAACCCGCCUGCCGUCUGACCAUUUUGCCUGACGGGUUCUGGCCGACUUGCCUGCCGUCUGCUGUCGCCGAUCCAAGAUGCAGAAGCAACUUUCCCUGCCGUCUACGCUUGCCAACCCAAGCUACCGACAUCGGACGGGCCAGCGCCUAGUCUGGGUGGCUCUUGUAUCUGUACGUUCAUGCCAAAUAUAGGAGAGGAUGGAAGAGUGGAUUCUUCUUGAUUGAUGCACUUUUUUGUGUUUUUAAAGACCCCUGUAAUUGGAUUGGAGUUUGGCACUGCAAUGACUGUUUAGGCUGGCAGCCGAGGUCCAGAUAAGUGUUGGGGAAUUACCACUAAGGUAGAUGUUGUCAUUUGAUCAAACGCAGGAGAACAUACUACAUAUCCUUGCAGGAGAACAUACUACAUAUCCUUAGGAACUCGCCAGGAGGGCUCGUGCAGGUGUUCCAGAGCCUGUGAGCACUUUACGACUGCCAACCGUUUCCAGAUCCUGUGCAUUGGCGUUCUUUUUUUAUAGGUUCAGGUGUCUGUGGCUAUUUUUUGGGCCAGUUCUUUCUUUGGUUUCUGCCAUUUUCUUCCCUUUCACAUGCAUGGUACAGAAUCUACAGAUGUACACAGUGAUUCUGAAGCUUCUGCUUGCUGAUGGGCCAUCUGAAGUUCUGAAGCAACUAGUGAGUGAAAAAUUGCCUCCAGUAAUGGUCAGGAAGAGAGACAUCAGGAAAGUUGGCGGAAUGAGGCAAAACAGUGGCACCAUGUCUGCAGGUCAGCAAAGUAAAGAGAGCUUGAAUUUCAAGAUAAGGAUUCAGAUUCUUUGAACUUGAAAAGAAAUCUUAAUAAUAGAUUGGUGGCCGUGCCUGUGCUAGUAGCAGAGCUGUAUCUUCUCUGCUUCUGGAGGCAUAUAUGUGCAUCUGAGUUCAAUGGCGGAAAGUAGGGGUUACUUGUUUUGAAGUUGUUUCUACUUUGUCAGGGUAAUCAGCCGCCGCGUGAUGGCCUGGAAGGCAAGAUGAGGGAGGGGUUAACAUGUGGAAACAGGAGCAUGAGCAUGUGGAAACGGGGGUGUCAUUGUCACCGAACCAGGUGUACAGUCAACAUGCUUGGAGUGGCUGAGGUUUGGGGUUGUCAAGCGGCUCAAGCCCGCGUGUGAUAUCGGCAUCGCUGGUAUGGUUUACUAUACUCGGAGGCGACAAAAGUGCAUGAAAACUACCGGCGGGAGAUACUAUAUUUGUAAGAACGCUAGAUCUGUUUGGUCUCAACAUGUCUGCGCUGGUUGUGAUGGCGGCGGGGCAUCACUGACAUGUUUGAUUGUGUCCGAUGAGACCAACGUGCAUGAGGACAACCAAGGGAGAUGUUAUGUUCGCAAGAAGGCAAGAUCUGUUCGAUCUCAACACGUCUGCGCUGGUGGUAGGUUCAGGUCACCAGGUCGCGUGCAGGCUCCGUUCGGAUGAUGUUGAUGUUUCUCCCAGUGGUAUGGGGGCACGAGACAACCUCCUUCGAAAUUACACUGCUGCUAUGUCUACUGACUGCUCCUGCUGCUACCCCUACCACGACUACUGGUCGUAGUGGUCGUACAGUCGUCACCACCACCAAUACCUCCACUUCUGCUGCUUUGAUUACUAUCAGCGCUUAUUCUCUGAAGAUGAGGUUUCAAGUUGCUGUGCUUGCUGUCAAGGUCUGUCAUGACGAUGAGGAAUGGCUCUCUCAUAGGGUGAUUCAGUGAAGGUAGGUUGGGACCCAGAAAAAAAAGAACAGGGUCAGAUUUGUCCACCAGAGGAGUCUGGGCAUAUGUGUUUGUGUCUGCUAAUGCGGUUUCUGUUUGCAAUGUGGUUUUCAUAUUGAAGCCAUCAAUGCAUGAAUGCAAGGAAACUUUAUAUCCAGUACGGAAUACGUGGAAUCUGCAUUUGUCUGCAUUGGAAAUUCUUAUGCUAACGCUUAAUUUGUUCUUACAUUAUUCGGAGUGUUUUGUGAAGUCCAGGAACUGUAUCAAGCCAUCGCAUUUCCGUACACUAUGUAUGAGGAGGCAUAAUAUGAGCGCGAGCUCAUGCAAGGGGGUGUCAACGGGUGUCACGGGUGAGUUGUUUUCAUGAGGACGUAUGUGGCACAAUAUGUACACGCAAAAAUAUUCAUCAAAUGAAGCUCGCAGCAAAGUGAGUACAGAGUUUGUGCUUAUCUGUAGAUAUUCUGAUGUUAUGCUCCACAGAGAGAGAACGAGAGAGAGAGAGAGAGAGAGAGAGAGAGAGAGAGAGAGAGGUUAGAGUUGAGCGGGGAUGGCAGUCCCCUUGUCUCAAUGGGCGUCUUUUGUCUUCUCGGGCAUUCUGUUUUUUGCACAAUCUCCAGCUCGACAGCCGUUUUUUGGACUCUUUUUUCACCUUCUCAGCUGUUUUUUCCAACAUGCAUCCCUAACUCUCGUUUUCUUGAGCUCUUGGUGUGUUAUGACACCAAGUCCUUGAGAUGCCCGUAACAAAUUUUCAAAGCCUUUUGGCUGAAAUAUUCUUGAUGUUUGCUGAUGUCAACAUCAGUGGCAUAUGUAUGUACCCAUCGUGUUUUGUGUGAGAGCGAAGAAGCGGUGGGUGCGAAGGAGGGACGUAGAGCAUGGACUUAUAGGUCUUUUAUAUGUGUCCCUCGACUACAGUAGAGGCACUUGGGCCCAGGUGGUCCUGGGCGACAUGCCCAGUGCAGCCCAGGCUUUUUGUCUUCUGUGUUUUGAAAAAGCGGUUGCCACGGACUGAUGCACUCUCCUAGUAAUGCCCGAAUCUGGGCCGCUACCCAUUUUUUGCAUGAUGGGUUUUCAGGGAUUUGAGGGACGCGGGGGUGAGUUUUUUUUUUGGGAUGGUGGAGGAGGAGAAGUGGGCGUAGAUGUGGUGGUGGUGCUUGUUAUGUGUGUGUGUAGGGGGGGGGGAAGGGGGAUAAGACCUCCAAGAUCACAUUGUGGCACAUUGCGUCAAAAGCCCACCUUGUAUACGAUAUUUGAAUAAGACCCGGUGCCAGGUAAGCCCUUCGGAAUGAACCAUGCAAAGGCCACAAAAUGCACAAGGACAAGGGAAAAACAAACACAAGCACAGAAC